Messenger RNA from Styela clava, 3505 nucleotides. RefSeq lists its product as uncharacterized. The record is from RefSeq and is a predicted model, not a curated record. Lineage: Eukaryota; Metazoa; Chordata; Ascidiacea; Stolidobranchia; Styelidae. Gene Ontology annotation, molecular function: protein binding; calcium ion binding.
AGAAUAAAAGAAAUCAAAAUCGCAUACUAUGCAGUUUGAACUAUAGGCUAUAAGAUAUUCGCUACUAUGGUUGCCUCUUUUAUUUGGUUUUAGAAGAGGAACAUCCUGAAUCAUAACGCUACUAUUCAUCAUGACCUGAUGCAGCAGACCAGAUGAUUUAACCGCAUUUGUGAUUUUAAUCCUGUAAUCUUCUAGUAAUUAUUAUGACGCAAUAAAUCCCAUUGUCUUCGCAAAUCUGUUUUUUUCAUGUUUGAUCCAAUAUAUGGUGAAACCAAUUAAAGCUAGUGUGAAGCAUACCAAAAUGCCAAACAGUACCGAAAUAGUUCAACCAGUGGUGAAUAAUCAGGAAGAAAGUUCUUUAGUGCAUGAAAGUAUCAAAGAAGAAGACGAAGAAGAGCAGGAACAACGUGAAGAAGAAACCCCCAUUGAAAAUGCAACAGUUGGUGAACAAACGGAUUCUGACGCAUACGAUACAGACUUGGAUGUUGAAGAUGACAUGCCCAAAGCUUACACCAGCAUGACAGGAAAAGACAUCUAUCUCAGGUCAUGUGAACAACUCGGUGUAGUGCCAGCAUCAUAUUUUCUAGCUCAUAUGAAUAAUCCCUCACUAAAUAUGAGCCAUCAUGGACUGGGACCAAGAGGUGCAAAAGCCAUUUCUCCUCCAUUGGUUGUCAACACUUCAAUAACAGAUCUGAAUAUUGAAGAUAACUGGAUAACGGCAGAUGGCACCAAAGAUUUAGCCGACAUGCUUCUCGAAAAUUGCUAUAUUGCAGACUUGAAUAUGUCUCAAAAUAAGCUUGGAAGCAAGGGGGCAGAAUACAUGUGUGAUAUGUUAAUGGAAAACACGACACUGCGAUCAGUUAAUCUAUCAGCAAAUGAUUUCAAAGAUAAAGAUGCAAUGUACUUUGCUGAUGCUUUUCGAGCAAACUUCAAAUUAAAGGAAUUUGAUUUGAGCAAAAAUGCUUUCUGUGAGUUGGGUGGAGAAUGGCUUGGGCAAGGUAUUGCUGCUAACGAGUCUAUCGAAUAUCUAAAUUUGAGUUGGAAUCACUUAAGAUUGAAGGGUGCGUUAGCAGUUUGUGCAGGCAUGAAAAUCAAUAUUACAAUUAAAAAACUGGAUCUUUCAUGGAACGGAUUUGCGAAUGAUGGAGCAGCAGCUAUGGCGGAAGCUUUGAAAACAAACAACACUCUCACUUGGUUGGAUUUGAGUCACAACAGGAUAACAGGAGAAGGUGCUCGUUUGCUCGCCAAAGGUCUAAGUGUAAAUGACACAUUAAGGACACUGAAGAUUGGAAACAAUCCGAUUGACGCAGAUGGGGCAUUGGCAUUACUUCGGGCUAUAGCUGAUAAUGAAAAAUCGGCAAUGGAAGAUUUAGACUUGACGGGCGUCAGCGUUAACGAAGAGUUCAAAUUGCUUGCUCAAGAACUUGCCCAACGUAGCCGUGGAAGUAGCAGCAGACACAGCUUCAGAUAUAAUAUAAACAGAACAGAAGAUCUCAGAACGGACUUUGAUAGCUGUGGCAUGGACGCGGAUCCUAUGGAUGUCUUGCAAGAUUUUUUGGAGAAAAAAAGAUUACGUUUGAUCGAUCUUUUCCGAAAUUUCGACAAAGACUUGAGUUGGAAGAUUUCACCAAAAGAGUUUAAAAAUGGGAUUAAGAAUGCCGGAAUAAGAAUGGGUAAUCAGCAAAUGCGCCAACUCAUGUCGAAUUUGGAUUAUGAUGUUGAUGGACAAAUCAAUUACAAAGAGCUGUUGAGUGGCCGAAAAGAGGUUCUGUUGCGUAAACGGGAAGAUCGUAAGAAGAAAGAAUGGAUGGAAAAGUUGAAGAGAGCAGAACAAGAACGUUUCCUGGACGCUUGGAACUCCGCCAUCAAAAAAGCGACUUCCCCGACACCGAGCCCGAGAGGUUCCCCAUCAGGGUCGCCGCAGGUCAGCCGACCAUCUUCUGCACGGGGAAGUCGACCAACCUCACCUCGCAGCACUAGAGAAGAUACUCCGAGAUUCAUUUCUGGAAAUAUGUUGGUAGCAACGCCAGUAAGUUCCAAUGAAGAAGCGCUGUCGUCAAAUUUCAAACCAACCUCCCCGGAAACCAAGCGGUCGCCUAGAAAGAAUUCUAAUCCAUUCAAAUUGGAGAGUUCAAAACGGCCUUUGUCAUCAAGUCUAUCUAUGCCAGUGAAAUAUAACGUUAAACCGGCGACCAGCAGAACCAACCGGUAAGCAUAUCAAAGGAAACCAUGCUCUACAUGACUGUUAUCAAACCAAGCAUCUUGGUAUAUAACCAGACGCCAGUCAGAACACCAACAUCACCAAUGUCUCCCUGCUUGAAUAUGACAUGUAUUAUAUUUAAUCGAACAAUAAAUAUUCACCUUGGAAUCUAUUCUCAACUAAUAAUUUUCUAUUUUAAUAGCAUCCACAAAUUUUAGCACUCGCUGACAUUUUCACCCAUGAAUAUUUGAACCAAGAAUAUUUGCACCAAAGCAUAUAAACCCACGUCCAUUUGCCACCACAAACAUUUGUAUCCGCGUAUAUUUACAUCCAUGUACAUUUGCACCGAUGUUCAUUUGUCAGCUCAAUUUUCUCGUCUGUUUUUGUGUUUACCUCGGGAAUGUUGAAUAAAAAAGCCGAGUCACAUAGCGAACCAUAGCCGUUCAUCCAGUUACCGUUCCAUGUCCUUAAAAUAAGCCAGCCAGUUAAUUGAAUUGAAAUAGUAAAAAAGAAGUUGGAGAAUUAUAAACCACAUUGGUUUAGCAAAACUGCCCCCGCGAACCAAAAUAUGUUAUGUAUUUGUUUUCAUCGUGUUUUUGCUCUAGCAAACUUUUUUGUUUGUUUCAUUUAAAUGUGUUUUUUAUGAAUUUUGUGCAAAAAUAUAUAUAGCUAAUGGCCGAGUUCUGAAGUAAUUUAUUUUAAAAAAGCGUAUUUUUUACUUAUUUAUUUGAUUAUUAGUUAACACUUGAAACGUCAAGCCAACCAAUCGUUUGCUGUGCCACACGUGCGGUUGACCAAGUGUGGAAGAAGCGAUAGCUUAGUAUAAACAAUCUUGAGUUUGUUUUAAAAAAACGUGAAUAAUUAAAAACUAUAUAUAUAUAUAUAAAAUAAAUGCACGGAAGAGACGGGAAAAUAAAAUUAGAUAGAAGUUCAUGCCACCCUGUUUCCAAAUUUUAAUAAUAUUUGAUGUUUCUACAAAUUUUCUACUCAUUUCUAUGUUUGAAUAAUACCAGCUUAUAUGGAGUCUGUUUCUGAGCAACAAUAUCUUUCAAAUGUAUUCAUCAGUUUUCUGCAUAUGCCCAUCCUGAGCCUUGCUUUGAUCUAAAAUAUACAUUUUGAAGUUUAGUAUUUUGUGUUACCAUUGUUAUGCUCGAGGUACUAAGUCUGUAUUUGGUUAUCUAGGUCAAAGAGAAUUGACAACAUAUGUGAAGACCUGAAUUAGACAAAACAAAUUUUGAUUGCUCUAAGGCUGUUCAUGUUAUAUAUAUUUUUUCUACAAAAGUCGGUUUUGGGGAAAUCCUUCCC